This is a messenger RNA of Exophiala viscosa, 1170 nucleotides long. Its product is annotated as 3-deoxy-7-phosphoheptulonate synthase. The transcript has 4 exons. Gene Ontology annotation, biological process: aromatic amino acid biosynthetic process. The record is from RefSeq and is a predicted model, not a curated record. Gene Ontology annotation, cellular component: cytoplasm. Gene Ontology annotation, molecular function: 3-deoxy-7-phosphoheptulonate synthase activity. The coding region runs from base 1 to 1170 and encodes 389 amino acids. NCBI's taxonomy places the organism in Eukaryota, Fungi, Ascomycota, Eurotiomycetes, Chaetothyriales, Herpotrichiellaceae.
AUGGCUUCCUACUACAUUAGCAACCCUCACGUCGGUAAUAAAGAGAGCUCGGAGGAUUGGCGGAUUCGCGGCUACAAUCCUCUCACACCGCCCGACCUACUACAACAUGAAAUCCCCCAGACAAGCGCCUCGAAAGCGACGGUCCUACAAGGUCGAGCCGACUGCGUCGCCGUUGUCCAGGACAAAGACCCCAAUCGCCGCCUCCUCGUCAUCAUCGGCCCCUGUUCCAUUCACGACCCGGUCUCCGCACUCGAUUACUGCGACCGCCUGCUCAAGCUCAAGGAGAAAUACAAGGAUGACCUGGUGAUUGUGAUGCGGUCGUACCUCGAGAAGCCGCGCACGACGGUCGGUUGGAAGGGACUGAUCAACGAUCCGGAGAUUGACGGCAGCUUCUUGAUCAACAAAGGUCUCAGACUGAGUCGGCAAUUGUUUGUGGAUUUGACCACCAAGGGCAUGCCACUCGCGAGCGAGAUGUUGGACACGAUCUCACCGCAGUUCCUGGCUGAUCUGCUGAGCAUUGGCGCCGUGGGCGCGCGGACGACCGAGUCCCAGCUCCAUCGGGAGUUGGCAUCGGGUCUGUCCUUCCCCGUGGGUUUCAAGAACGGAACGGACGGAACACUGGGCGUGGCGAUCGAUGCGAUCGGCGCUGUCAGGCAUCCUCACCAUUUCUUGUCGGUCACGAAGCCUGGUGUUGUCGCGAUCGUGGGUACCGUGGGUAACGAGGACUGCUUCGUCAUCCUGCGCGGCGGUACUACCGGCACGAACUAUGAUCGCGAAAGUAUCAGGAAGUCCAAGGAGAAGUUGGUCAGCAAGGGACUGAGUCCGAGGAUCAUGGUCGACUGCUCGCACGGAAACAGUGAGAAGCAGCACAAGAAUCAACCCAAAGUGGCCAAGAUCUUGGCCGAGCAGAUUGAAGAGGGAGAGGAGGGUAUCAUGGGCGUCAUGAUUGAGAGUCAUAUCAAUGAAGGAACCCAGAAAGUACCGCCAGAGGGCAAGGCCGGUCUCAAAUACGGCAUGUCCAUCACCGACGCAUGUAUAGGUUGGGAAGACACGGAAACCGUGCUCGAGUUGCUCGCGACCGCUGUGUCGAGGAGAAGAGAAAAGCUCGGCGCGAAGGGCGCGGACGGUGUCAAUGGUUCGGAUGCAGCUGAGCAGAAUGGGCAUGCAUAA